CCUCGUUCCUUCAACUCGACUUCCUCUGUGUCAAUAUUCAACUUCCUCCAAAAAGUUCCGUCAUGAAUCAAAUUAUUUUUUUCUUCGCUUGUAUUUACUUGGUGUCUGCCGGUUAUCCUGAAAGUGAUGAUCAUGUCAGUACAACAUAUGAGGAAAAAACUAAACCUGUACACAUUCCAAUAUAUAAAAAAUACGCUAUACCCAUUCCACAUCCUGUAAUAGUAAAAAUUCCCCAAGAAAUAAGGAUUCCAAUUCCACAACCGUAUCAAGUACCAGUGGAGAUUCCACAUCCAUAUCCAGUUGAGGUUAUCAAACAUAUAGAAAUUCCCGUUGAAAAACCUGAGCCUUAUGUAGUAGAAAAGCACGUACCAUACGUCGUGGAAAAGCCUUAUCCAGUUUAUGUAGAGAAAAAAUUUCCUUAUCCCGUGGCAAAGCCUUAUGCCGUUCAUGUGCCCAUUUAUAAACAUGUGUACCACCACUCAUCAAAAGGAAAGCAUUGGCACUAAAACUUAACAAGUUAGAAUAUUUGAAGGUCUAAUCAAUCUGCCAUCUUCUGCUGUGAAAAGAGGCUUCUUCAUUUUCAUCGACACUAAAUUUAGAAAUGAGCACUACGAAAGAAAUAGUUUAUUUCUUUUCCAUUAAAAAUGUCUCACGAUUUUACGAACGAGAGAAAAAAUUCUUCCUCCAAACAAAUUAAAAAAAUAAAAUUAUUUUUCAAUAAUAUAAGUGUUGCGUAAAGUAUUUCUUUCAGUAAGGCAAUCUAAAAAGAUAUGUUGUUGAAAUAUAUAUAUAUAUAUAUAGUUUUUAUUCAUGAAUUGAAAUGUUGAUUGUUGAAUAAAAUCAUGAAUAAUUUUGACUCUGUAGAAAAUAAUAUAUGUAUCUACAGUAUAGAAAAAUUGUCAAAUUAAUCAAUAAGAAUUGUGUGCAACUCUUUGUAAAA
Molecule: messenger RNA, 940 nt
Organism: Leptopilina boulardi
Lineage: Eukaryota; Metazoa; Arthropoda; Insecta; Hymenoptera; Figitidae
Product: MAGE-like protein 2
Exons: 4
Coding region: 63-506 (147 amino acids)
Source: RefSeq, a predicted model, not a curated record